Molecule: messenger RNA, 1353 nt
Organism: Dichotomopilus funicola
Lineage: Eukaryota; Fungi; Ascomycota; Sordariomycetes; Sordariales; Chaetomiaceae
Product: pyridoxal phosphate-dependent transferase
Exons: 3
Coding region: 1-1353 (450 amino acids)
Cellular component (GO): cytoplasm
Molecular function (GO): identical protein binding; pyridoxal phosphate binding; L-ornithine transaminase activity
Source: RefSeq, a predicted model, not a curated record
AUGGCGCCCCACGCAGACCAGGACGCCUCCCAUGCCAAUGGCAAUGGCACCCAGCCUUCCAAGGGCCGCUAUCACGCGACUUCGACCAAAACCGCCAUUACCGCCGAGAACGAGUUUGCUGCCCACAACUACCACCCGCUCCCCGUGGUGUUUGCUCGCGCCCAGGGCGUCCACGUGUGGGAUCCCGAGGGCAAGCACUACCUCGACUUCCUCUCCGCAUAUAGCGCCGUCAACCAGGGGCACUGCCACCCGGAACUGGUCAAGGCCUUGACCGAGCAGGCCGGCCGCCUCACGCUCAGUUCGCGCGCUUUCCACAACGAUGUCUUCCCGGUAUGGGCCGAAAAGGUCCGCAAGGUGUUCGGCUUCGACAUGGUGCUACCUAUGAACACGGGUGCCGAGGCUGUCGAAACCGCCAUCAAGGUCGCUCGCAAGUGGGCAUACAAGGUGAAGGGCGUUGCCCCGGGCAAGGCUCUAAUCUUUAGUGCCUCGGACAACUUCCACGGCCGGACGAUGACCGCAGUCUCUCUCUCUGUCGACCCUGAGUCCCGCGACAACUACGGGCCCUACCUCCCCAACACUGGCGCCAUUAACCCCUCCACCGGUGCCCCCAUCCGCUACAACAACAUCCCCGAUCUCGAAGCAGUUUUGGAGGCCCACGGCCCCGAAACCGCCGCCUUCAUUGUCGAGCCCAUCCAGGGCGAGGCCGGCGUCAUGGUCCCCGACGACGACUACCUGACGCGCGCCCAGGCCCUCUGCCGCCGUCACAACGUGCUACUCAUCUGCGACGAGAUCCAGACCGGUAUCGCCCGCACCGGCCGUAUGCUGUGCUCCGAGUGGGCCGGCAUCAAGCCCGACAUGGUGACCCUCGGCAAGGCCAUCUCCGGCGGCAUGUACCCCGUCAGUUGUGUGCUGGCCGACCGCGCGGUCAUGGACGUUAUCGAGCCGGGCACCCACGGUUCGACAUACGGCGGCAACCCCCUUGGCUGCGCCGUUUCUAUCCGCGCCCUCGAGCUUGUCGAGGAGGAAAAGCUUGUUGAGCGCGCCGAGCGCCUUGGUCAAAUCUUCCGCGAGGGGAUUGCCGCAUUCAACUCACCCAUUGUCCGUACCGUGCGCGGCAAGGGCCUCCUCAACGCCAUUGUCAUUGACGAGAGCAAAACGGAGGGCCGCACCGCUUGGGAAUUGUGCCUGCUGCUGAAGGAUAAGGGCGUGCUUGCGAAACCUACGCAUGGUAACAUCAUUCGCUUCGCUCCGCCCCUGGUCAUCACCGAGGAAGAGCUCCGGGGCGCUAUCCAGUCGAUUGGCGAGGCGCUCAAGGAGCUUCCCACCGCUAAGGUGGCCGAGGGCGGUCACUAG